AAGCGCCGAGCGGGCUGCAGGCCGACAGCACCGUCUUUCCUUGCCGCUGUUGUAGCUGCUGCCGUUGAGUUGUGAGGAGCUUAUCGGCCGUCCCUACUGGCCACCAUGUCCGCCCAGGCGCAGAUGCGGGCCCUGCUGGACCAGCUCAUGGGCACGGCUCGGGAUGGUUCAGUGUAUCUUUGCCUGCCUACAUCAAUCUGCAAGGGAGUUGCAGAAAAGCCUCAUGUUCAUCGAGCCGUGAGUCACAACCAAUUUCUAAGCUGUUAUAACAAAAAAGUGUUUGCUUUUUUUUUCCACAAGUAACUUUAAAAGUGUAGUUUAGAAAGAAAACAUUUUCAGUAAAAAGACACUACAUUAAUCAUGGAUGCUUGCAAAUCCUGAAAUAUAUUCCUCCUUGACUAUUACACAGCUCUGUGUCCUAUACACAGAUUAGCCUUAAAAUUUGUCACAUACCACUUUGCCUUUACUUUUAUGUAUCAUUCCCCCUGACUUCCUUACUGCAGGUGUGGGCAAGAAAACUUUUCCUUUAAAACUUUUCAACAGCGGGCAUAAAAUUCUGCAGCUGAGUUCUUGAAGAAUGCAGAUGGGAGAUGAAACCAGACAGAGGGUCAAGUUUACAGAUGACCGGGUCUGCAAGAGUCACCUUCUGGAUUGCUGCCCCCAUGACAUCCUUGCUGGGACGCGCAUGGAUUUAGGAGAAUGUACCAAAAUCCACGACUUGGCCCUCCGAGCAGAUUAUGAAAUUGCAAGUAAAGAAAGAGACCUGUUUUUUGAAUUAGAUGCUAUGGAUCACUUAGAAUCCUUCAUUGCAGAGUGUGAUCGGAGAACUGAACUUGCCAAGAAGCGGCUGGCAGAAACACAGGAGGAGAUCAGUGCAGAAGUUUCUGCAAAGGCAGAAAAGGUACAUGAGUUGAAUGAAGAAAUAGGAAAACUUCUUGCUAAAGCAGAGCAGCUAGGAGCUGAAGGAAAUGUGGAUGAAUCCCAGAAGAUCCUUAUGGAAGUGGAGAAAGUUCGUGCAAAGAAAAAAGAAGCAGAGGAGGAAUAUAGAAAUUCCAUGCCUGCAUCCAGUUUUCAACAGCAAAAGCUCCGAGUCUGUGAGGUUUGUUCAGCUUACCUUGGUCUCCAUGACAAUGACCGUCGUCUUGCAGAUCACUUCGGGGGCAAGUUACACUUGGGGUUCAUUCAGAUCCGAGAGAAGCUUGAUCAGUUGAGGAAAACUGUAGCUGAAAAGCAGGAGAAGAGAAAUCAGGAUCGCUUGAGGAGAAGAGAGGAGAGAGAGCGAGAGGAGCGGCUGAGCAGGAGGUCUGGAUCAAGAAACCGAGAUCGAAGGAGGUCACGAUCCCGGGAUCGGCGACGGAGGCGAUCUAGAUCUACCUCCCGAGAGCGGCGAAAGUUUUCCCGUUCCAGGUCCCGAGAUAGACACCGGCGACAUCGCAGUCGUUCCCGGAGCCACAGCCGGGGUCACCGCCGAGCUUCCAGGGACCGGAGUGCAAAAUACAAGUUCUCCAGGGAGCGCUCAUUGAGAGAGGAAUCCUGGGAGUACGGGCGGAGUGAGCGAGGGCCCACUGACUGGAGGCUGGAGAGCUCCAAUGGCAAGACUGCAUCGAGAAGGUCGGAGGAGAAGGAGGCUGGCGAGAUCUGAACCUGGCCCUGGCACUGUAAAUAAUCUGACAAAAGUUCAGUUCAGCACAGCCUAAAUUACCCUUUAUAUUUGCUGGAUACAACUCAUCUUUUGUAGUUAAAAUUUAUAUUGUUUGGCCCUAGCUGUGAGUUUCUAGAGUUGUUCAGAGCUGCUCCUGUGUUUGGGGUUAUGUUGUAUAGGAACAAAUAAAUUUGGCGGCUGCCUCCUGA
Messenger RNA from Phodopus roborovskii (desert hamster), 1851 nucleotides. It is a transcript of the gene Luc7l, whose product is annotated as LUC7 like. The coding region runs from base 578 to 1642 and encodes 354 amino acids. NCBI's taxonomy places the organism in Eukaryota, Metazoa, Chordata, Mammalia, Rodentia, Cricetidae. Gene Ontology annotation, biological process: mRNA splice site recognition. The transcript is spliced from 11 exons. The record is from RefSeq and is a predicted model, not a curated record. Gene Ontology annotation, molecular function: mRNA binding. Gene Ontology annotation, cellular component: U2-type prespliceosome; U1 snRNP.